Messenger RNA from Coffea eugenioides, 2067 nucleotides. Its product is annotated as putative disease resistance protein RGA3. Lineage: Eukaryota; Viridiplantae; Streptophyta; Magnoliopsida; Gentianales; Rubiaceae. Gene Ontology annotation, biological process: defense response to other organism. Gene Ontology annotation, molecular function: ADP binding. The transcript is spliced from 3 exons. Bases 1 to 2067 code for a protein of 688 amino acids. The record is from RefSeq and is a predicted model, not a curated record.
AUGACUACCUCAAUCAUAGACGAAUUAGAGGUCUAUGGUCGAGCAGCUGAUAUGGAGAAGGUUCUUGACCAAAUUUUGUCCAAGAGUAGUAGUCAAGGAAGAGAUGGGGUUCAAAUUAUCUCUGUUGUAGGGGCCGGGGAUCCUUUCGACCAGAAAAGGGUCACGAAAGCUAUCCUUGAGAAUGUUGGAAAAAGUUCUCCUGAUUUGUCAGAGUUGGAUCCGUUGAUCCGACGUAUAAAAGAAACUUUUUCCGGUAUGAGAUUCCUGCUUGUCCUAGAUGAUAUCUGGACAGAGGACGACUCAAAGUGGAAGCCUUUCCAAUACUCUCUCAAGGAUGGAGCUCCGGGAAGUGUAAUAUUGGUAACAACGAGGAGUCAUAAAGUGGCCACAGUGGUGGGAUCGACUGAUACUCACGACCUAGGCAUGAUCUCUCACUCUGAUUGUUGGUUAAUAAUGCAAAAGAUGGCGCUUGCCGGAAAAUCAGGGGACUUAUGCAAGAAGGUGGAAAGAAUUGGGCAGAAAAUUGCAGAAAAGUGCAAGGGGUUGCCACUUGCGGCAAAGACUAUGGGAAGCUUGUUACGGUUCAAAGAUACUGUACAGCAGUGGCAGAAUGUUUUGAAUAGUGAGGUAUGGCAAUUGGAGGAAGCAGCUGUGGACCUUUUCCCUCAUUUGUAUUUAAGCUAUAACGAGUUGUCCCCGGAGCUGAAACGUUGCUUCUCAUAUUGUGCUGUCUGGCCCAAAAAUAGUGUGAUAAAUGUAGAAGAGCUUAUUAGGCUGUGGAUGGCACAAGAUUAUGUUCAUCCAGGACUAAGAGGUGAGCGCUUGGAGCUGGUGGGCCGUGAGUACUUCAACAAUUUGGCAAUGCGUUCCUUUUUUCAAGAAUUAGGAAAAUUUGGUCAUCAAUAUGGCGAAUGCGUCAUGCAUGACAUAGUGCAUGAUUUUGCACAAUUUCUCACAAAAAAUGAAUGUCAUACACUUGAUGGAAUUGGAAGAAAUUCAUCUAGUGAAAGACCACGUCAUCUAACAAUUAUGGAAGAAGGCACUGAGGAGGAGAUGUUUAGUUCUCCAGUCGUUGAUUUUGGAAGGCUCAGGAGCUUUUUUGCUUUUUGUAGAAUUGGAACAGCAGUAGUUCCCCAAAAUCUGUUUUGCAGUUUAAAGUGCGUGAGGACUCUGACUUUAAGUCGUUGUGAGCUGGCUGAAAUCCCAACCAAGAUCGGAAGGUUGAUUCAUCUUGGGCACUUGGUCUUAAGUGGUAAUCCUUUCAUUACAAUGCCAGAAGCUAUUUGUGAUCUAUAUUAUCUGGAAACUCUGGAUAUCAGUCUCUGUGAUAAGCUUUCGUGCCUUCCUGAAAGGAUUGAUGACCUUGUACACUUGAGGCACCUUGAGAAUGCCGCGACCAAUGAAUUACGUCAAAUUCCACAAGGACUCGGGAAGCUGACGUCACUCUGUAGUUUGACUUGGUUCAUCGUCAGGUGCAACUCUGAUGAUUUGGUGAUUCUGAAGGACUUGAACCAACUGGAAAGAUUGGGCAUUAAAAUUGAAGGAGAAGUAGAUUUUGGGAGUGCGGAACUUGGCAAGAAAGUCAACAUGCGUAAAAUGUAUUUGCUCUUUAGCUAUGGAACCCACUUUAUAGAAACUCCAAGUUGCAUUGAAACCAUGCAACCACCUCCAAACUUGGAAGAACUUAGGCUAGAUAGCUAUCCAAGAACCCAGUUACCAAGUUGGCUUGUGACCAAGUCUCACGCCAAUAACUUGACGAAGCUGUGUAUCUAUAAGCUCCGCAACAUCUCAUCCUUGCCUGCUUUGUGGAAGCUAUCAUCCCUAGAAGUGCUUGUGCUCGAGGGACCGGAAAAGCUGGAAUGUUUGGGUAAGGAAUUCUUCGGAGUUACAAAAGCACUACAUGAGAAUAGUCGUGAUGCUCUUGAUACAUUGUCGGACUCCGAGUCAUCAUUCUCAGCUGAAGCAGUGGCAUUUCCAAAUUUGAGAGAAUUAUAUUUUCGCCACUUUCAAAAUUGGACAAAUUGGGAAGACUUAAGUGAAGAUGAUGAAGAAGAGAUGACUGGAUAA